This is a messenger RNA of Naegleria gruberi, 2664 nucleotides long. RefSeq lists its product as uncharacterized. The record is from RefSeq and is a predicted model, not a curated record. Gene Ontology annotation, molecular function: phosphorelay sensor kinase activity; histidine phosphotransfer kinase activity. The transcript is spliced from 4 exons. Gene Ontology annotation, biological process: phosphorelay signal transduction system; protein autophosphorylation. NCBI's taxonomy places the organism in Eukaryota, Heterolobosea, Eutetramitea, Acrasida, Naegleriidae. The coding region runs from base 1 to 2664 and encodes 887 amino acids.
AUGCCUCUUCAACAAGAAGUAGCAUCAGAAGAAUUAAACAAUCUUCAUCACUCCAACAAUAUCACAACAACCCUAUCAAAACUUUCUAAUUCUCCCUCCGAUACUUUUUCAUCAACUUGCCAUCAUUCAUCAUCAUCAAAUUCUUCUUCUUCCUCUUCUUUUACUGCUCAUCAAGAAGAAGAAGAACAAGUCAACUCCUCUGUGGCGGAGGAGAAUGCAACGACAUUAUUUUGCGCCCAAGAACAAAAAUUAGUAAGGCAGCAAACAAAUUUGGACCUUACAGAAAAAAAGCAACAACCGUUUACUUCUUCCUUAUCAUCAUCAUCAGAAUUGAAAAAGGCAUCUACCACUCGUAAGAAUAAUAAUAAUUGUGAAGAGGGAGGAGAAGUACAAAUAGACAAUAAUAACCUUAGUACUAAUAAUAGUGAUACGGAAAAGAAGAUACAGUGCGGAGGUGCUGAAAAAGAAGAGGAUUAUUUGAAAACCCUAUCAUCUAGGAUAUACCACCUAAAUCCGAUCAUUAAUACUAAAAAACAGGUAUUGGAUAACAAUUUGAGGAAGAAUUCACGAGAAGAAAUAUCUAAAUCAUCUAGCAAUAAGAAUCUAAUAGAUUCAAACAAUAUUGAAUCAGUACCAUCAUCAUCAUCAAGUGAUAAGGAAGAUAAAAUCACAAAAAUCAUUUCAUCUGAUGAGAAUAUAACAACAACAACAGAAAUGAAUUUUUCCAACUCACCAACACCUCAUACAAAUGUACCCUAUUCAGCCAAUGCUCACUACUCUUUAAACUUUUUCAAUUUGCCACUUGAGGGAACAUCCAUUCCGAAAGCUUGGCAUUCACUGCUGAAAAUUCAAGCUUCUACGAUUUUAUUCACAGUUUAUACAGGAUAUCUGAUACAGACCAUGUAUGUCUUUCGAGAACAGAGUCAUGAUAUUAAUGCAACUUUUUGGAUGUUUAUUCUGGGAGCACUGACGAUACUUGUAAAUAGUGGACGUCUUAUUAGGAUGGAUAAGGCAGAAAAUACUUACGAAUCAAAGGUUAUCAUUCUUUUUAAUGUUGUUAGCUUUUCAAUUCGUUUCUUUGUAAUGCAAAAGCACAGAGUUUUAAUGUUGAGCAAUUCACUGGCAACUAUUGCAGUCAUGUCUAAAAACACAGCUCAUAGUAAGGGAGAUCCAUUUUGGUCAAUGCUUCCAACAGUUUCCAUGGCUUUUCACUACUUUCUAGCUGGACUGCUCAAAAUCAAUGCAAUGGGAUGGACCUACACAUUGGAUGUAAUUUUCGAGUAUUCACCAGCCAUUUAUACUAUUCUAAUUUUUGGAUUAUUUAUAGUGUUCGGAAAUGUUCAAUUAUCAUCAGAGUGUGAUCAACUUCAAGAAACAACAGACAGACUCAAAUUGGCUUUGGAAGCCAAAUCAAAUUUUGUCAGCCAUCUUUCACACGAAUUUAGAACACCAACCCUGAGUAGUUUAGGAUCGAUAGAAUUAAUUAAGGAAACAAAUCUGACUAAGGAACAACGAGAACACAUAGAAACCAUUGAGAGUGCCGAAAAUAUUCUAUUGACUCUCAUUGAGGAUAUUUUACUUUUUGUAAAAUCGGAACAUGAAACCAAGAGCAAAGUUCAAACCAAUACCAAACAAGUUUUUUGUCUGAGGAAUUGCCUUCAAAGUGUACAGGAAAUUAUGAAGAGCUAUGCCAAAAAGUUUGUUGUGGAUGUGCAGAUAUUUACUCAAAAUUUGGAGGCCAAUGUUUUUGUCAAGAUGAAUCAGGCAAGAAUGAGUCAAAUUCUAGUUAAUUUAUUAACUAAUGCCGUGAAAGCUUCUCAUCCAUCUCAAGUUGUAGAACUUCACUGCAAAACAAUACCAAAUCCUCCAAAUGUCAUUACGGAAAAUUCUCACCAAUGGUUUGAGUUUAAGGUUGUUGAUUAUGGUGUUGGUAUUCCCAAGUCGAAGCAAGAAUUUAUCUUUCAACCAUUUGGUCAGCUCCAUAACCUUAAUGAAAGUAUUUUCCCAAGCAGUGGUUUAGGUUUAUCUACUUGCCUUAAUAUUGUACGUUCCAUGAAUGGAUGCAUUACUCUCGAGUCAGAGGAAAAUCAUGGCAGCACUUUUACUAUUCAAAUACCUAUACAAAUUUACAACAUGAAUACCUUGGAUGCAAAGGAGGUUGUUCUUUCAGCAGAGGAGCAAACUGUCGAUUUUUCAAUCAAGAGACAGAUUGACAUUCAAAACAAUUAUUUGGAUCAAUUUGAAAAGGCAGACUCUUAUGUUAAGAAUGCUGAAACCUCCAAACCAAACACAGACAAUAUUCAAAUUAUUAUUGCCGAAGAUAAUGCAAUCAAUCGAAAAGUGCUUACCAAAAUGUUGAGAAGUUUGGGAUUUGAGGUGGAUGUAGCAGUGGACGGUCGCCAGUUGGUAGAGAAAAUUGACCCAACUCGACACAAACUAGUUAUUACAGAUAUGCACAUGCCCUUCAUGAGUGGUAUUGAGGCAUCUAAAAUAAUCAAGACCAAAUAUAAGGACAUUAAGAUAAUCAUGUUGACUGCAGAUGCACUAACAAAUGCUGAAUAUUAUGCAAGUGUAGUGGAUGCAGUGAUUUGCAAGCCAUGUACUCGUAACGAUUUGCAAAAUGGUAUUCAAGCAAUGCUUGGAGAGGAGAUGGUAAAAGACUAG